CAGAAAGAGUCGGAAGGAAGUUAAAAAAAAAAAGGGUACUGGAAAAUGCCUGUGAAGGUGUUAGAGGCGAGCCUUUCCAACUUCGAUAGCGUGUUUGAGAAAUUCAGGUCAGAAGCAUCCUCACCCAAAUUCAUCCUCUUCUUGGCUGACAAUGAUCCCUCUACCUCUCUUAGUUGGUGCCCUGAUUGUGUGAGAGCUGAACCUGUAAUCUACAAGAAGCUAGAAGCUACUUCUGAUGAUGUUGUUCUCUUGAGAGCUUAUGUCGGAGACCGCCCUACAUGGAGGACUCCCCUGCAUCCUUGGAGAGUAGACUCAAAGUUCAAGUUAACUGGGGUUCCAACAUUGAUCCGUUGGGAGAAUGAUGCCAUCAGGGGUCGCCUUGAAGACUAUGAAGCCCACUUGGAAAACAAAAUCGAUGCCCUUGUUGCUGGGAACUGAGUUCCAAACUUAAAUGGAUUCAAUCCAAUUUAUUCCAUAAUAGACUAUCUUUCUCAUUGUGUGUGGCUUUUACAUCUACUGCUGGAAAACCUUGGCAUGUACUGUUAAGGCUGCUGUAGCUUAGCAGCAGUUGAAGUAUUCCUACUUUUAAUAAAUAUAAAUAAAACACACCUUUUCUAAA
Messenger RNA from Humulus lupulus (European hop), 619 nucleotides. Its product is annotated as thioredoxin-like protein Clot. The transcript has 2 exons. Gene Ontology annotation, molecular function: protein-disulfide reductase [NAD(P)H] activity. The record is from RefSeq and is a predicted model, not a curated record. The coding region runs from base 46 to 438 and encodes 130 amino acids. NCBI's taxonomy places the organism in Eukaryota, Viridiplantae, Streptophyta, Magnoliopsida, Rosales, Cannabaceae. Gene Ontology annotation, cellular component: cytosol.